Molecule: messenger RNA, 10427 nt
Organism: Phasianus colchicus (ring-necked pheasant)
Lineage: Eukaryota; Metazoa; Chordata; Aves; Galliformes; Phasianidae
Source: RefSeq, a predicted model, not a curated record
UUUUCUAAGGCCCACAGAAGAAUCUGUUAAUAUGUGCCUUUCUGUUAUUGGUACUAGCCAGAUACAUAAUUAUGAGCUGAAAAAAUGUGGUUGCUUGAACAGUAAGAUUCACUGAUGGUCAAUGCAAACUGCUAAUUUCCAAAGACGAAUAUAGCAUGUUAGAAGCUAUAUAAAGUGUGUGGCUGAAGGCUUUGCCUGCUUGCUCAGAGCCAGUUUCUAUAACAGACGCCAAGGAAACAUAUUUAAUUGGUCUGUAGUUAAGGUGGUCACUGAAGAUUUCAUGGUGCCUUUCACAAGCAAUCCCAGAAUUACGGACAUACUUCAAUUUGAGUGUGUUCUGCCACACCAAGCUCUGCACUUCCAGUGGGAUAGUUCAUUUCUUUCUUUUGGUCCAAAACUGUCACAAAAAUGUAUUCUGAAAAAUGUGCACUCUUGUCUUGAAGACACGUUCAGCAUUUGAGAAGGGCUCUCGAUCAGGGGAUGCAUUGGAAAAUGGUCAAUAUAUUUGUAGUUUGAGGUGAAAGUCAUUGUCAGUGUAGACUGAUAUGACCAUUCCAUCAAGUGAAGUUUAUUUUCAGCUUAGGUGCUGCGGCAUUGUUGCAAGUGAACUGGGUGUGCUUUAGAGCUCCAUCAAGUGCUACUGAAGUGGGGAGCAGGGCAGUUCCAAACUGUCAGCAGCUCAUUUGCUUCCUGCAGCAUCUUGUUUUUGGGAGCCACAGCGCUGCAGAGGGGCUAUGGCAGGAGACUGCCCAUCACACUCUGCUCCUUGGCACACACUGAGAUGUGGAGCACUUCUCAGGCUGUUCAUUUCCAGACAGAGGUGACAGUGCCUGGUUUCAGGAAAUGGUGUGUGGAGGGUAGAGGAGGGAAAGAACUGGAGAAGGGAUGUACUUUUUGGAAAGUGGGGAGCUCUCUUCACUGGGGCCAAAUCAGACAGGGUGAAUGGAACAGAAGACUCCCCAGGCAUUAUAAUCCCUUGGGAAUCUUUCAAUGUGCAACCUAUGAGCUUGUUCCUGUCCGUGGCAAUUUACCAGCAUUUGGACACUGGUGAGCAUUUUGUCUUCAGCUCACAAGGGUUGCUCAGCUCAGUGCUUAAUACUAAAAGCAUUCAGACUUAAGCCCUGUUUUCUUACACAAGAAUAAUAGAGAGGGUGAACAAAAGCAGCCAGGAGGUGGCAGAGCCAUGGCACCACAGGCGGUUGAGCACAGUUAGUACAGUGGUGCUAUAUUAUUAACAGAAAGAACAACUAUUUCUAAUUGUUGAUUCAUUCUUUUUGACUCAUCCCUGUGCAAAGAAGUUCACUUGUGUCUUACUAUGGCCAGUGAAUUACUCCACCCUGCCAGUCCUCCUGCUGCUCACACUUCUCUCUGCAUGGUGUCUGGUGGCUAAGCAGCCAUCAUGAUGUGGUGCAUCUGCUGGCUGCAGGCAGAGGAAUUCCAGGCAGCUGUGCCCCUAUGGUUGGUUUCAGCACAGAAGCCCCCUCUCUGUCACUACAAUACCAAGUGUCUGCUGGAGGUGCACCCCUAACGCUGCCUGUCCUGCUCCUAUUCCACUGGAGUAGAAGCUUCUUGGCUUGGGACAAUCUGCUGAAUGUGUUUUUCACUCUUCUGCACCAUUUGGCUGGAGUUUUUGUCUACUUUAUUUUGCCAGAUUGAACCCUAAAAACAUCUUGCCAUACUUUUACCUCAUAUUCUCUCCUUAUGCCACUCAGAGUGUCUGGCUUUGUACCCUUUCAGCAAAAGAGAGAGAUUGAUUUGUUGUUUUCUUCCUGUACAGAGGUCUGGAAAAUGUAAUAGCUGUGAUGCAAAGGCUUAGAGUUGGCCUUAGAAGCUGAAAUCUGGCUACAGAUACUUCAGACAAAAAGGAACUAGCUUCAAGCUGUGCUUCCAGUAGAUAACUUACCUGAGCGAUGUAGGACAGCGAGAGCUGAUUGCCAGCCAGACCUGGGCAGUGCUGAGAUGGGGAGAUGGGUGAAAAUUCAAGGGAAUUUCAAGGUUGGGUUGUUAUUGCUUUUCUUUUCUUACAGGUUGCUGCUGUAAGAAUACACUUGAGCAUGAAAUGCCUCGAUUCUUUCCAAAAGCCCCACUUGAAAGUUAUCAAAGCGUGUAUUUCUGAGUUAAGUUGUUUUUGUUUCAACUGUUAUACAUCAAGGGGUUUUAAGAAGUGUUUUGAAUACAGGAAACAUUAACUGCAGGCUUUCUGAUUCGUUCGUAUGCUGUAGUAGCAGUAAUAACAAUCAUUUGUACUGAGGUAGCAGGUGGCCCUCCAAGGUUUCAUUGUGGGCGUCACUGUUUAUACAAAUUAAAGCCAGUCAGUUCAUAUCCUGUCUGAUUUUGCGUGCAGAUGCUGUGCUGUCGCUGCUCAUCAUGCUGUGAGCAGUCAGCGCUGUGCUAGCAGUGCAGUGCUUCCAGUGCAAGGUACACGAAGAAGCAGAGGCUGGGCCACAUGUAUCCUCGCUCAUCCUUUAACUGUGUUGCACCGGUGCGUGCUACUGCACUCAUAUGGGUGCACGAGUACCAGGGUCUCACAUGGCCUGUCACCAUGCUGUAGCACCUUGGUGGUCGCAUCAUGGCUGGAGGGACAACAGCAUGCUCAGCUGGAGCAGGGGAACGUUGCCAUGCAGACAAAGGUUCUACUUUCUGACCGUUCAGCCAGAGCUAAGGCAGUGUUCCAGCUCCAAUUUUUUGUUGUGGUUGUUUCUUUUGGCCUCAGAGUUUCAAGGAUCUGGUGCUAAUUAGAGAACUGAAUGUUUGACUUUUAUUCGCGAUGAAUUCAUUUGUGCUUAUUCAUUCUAAGAAAUAUGUAACUGCGUGCUUCUGCCAGGCUUUGUAAGUAUCUCACCUAACAGCACAGCUCUGAUCCCUGCAGAGGUUCAGGCAUGAGGGGGUGUAUGUGAGAGCCUGGCUCAGCACCGUGCUGCAGACAUCGUGUUAAUCCUCAAGCUGUCCCUGCACCUGGGGAAAAUACAGCCUGACCGAGGUGUAGAGGAGUUGUUUGCUGAGUCACUCUAGCAAAUUGCUUCUCCUUCUCUCAGCUGAGUGAAAAGAAUAUUGCAGUAGUUGAAAUUUCAUUGUUUUCCUUCAUAAAAUGCAAAUUGUCUAAUUGCUUCCUUUCUUGCAGCGCUUGGCCACUUAAGAUCUUACAGAAUGCCUGGCCCUAUCUGCUCUUCUGCCAAAAUAUCCUCUUGUCAGUACCCUCUUGUGGUCCUUGCCCUCUUUGGUGUCACCCUACUGGAUUUCAACCAUUUUGGAUACCCUCUCUGCUCCCUGAUGUCUUCCUCAAGCUAAAUGCAACUUGCUGUUCUAUUGGUGCACACCAGCACUGGCUGAGAUGCUCUGAUUUUAGAGGAGUGUGUGUAAAUGGACUCUCAGAGUAUGUCCCCUUUGUAGUGGCUGCUCUAAAGAGAACAGGCACUCAGUAGCCUGGGGACAGAAGUGACCUGGGGACUGCUCAAAGUUAUACCAGCAUAUGUUCAGGUUGGAUAUUAGGAAAAACUUCUCAGAGUGGUGGGUUAUUGGAACAAGCUGCCCAGAGAGGUGGUGGAGUCACCGUCCCUGGGGAUGCUCAGGAAAGAGGUGGAUGUUGCACGGAGUGACAUGGCCUAGAGCAGUCUCACAUAUGAAUUGGUGGUUGGACUAGAUGAUCUCAGUGGUCUUUCCAACCUGAAUGAUUCUGUGGUUCUAUGAAUCUAUGAAGCACAUGGGUGACCUCCCUUGGCUCUGGUAGCUCUCCUGUGCUGCACAGGGUGCUCCUCUGGGGCUGGAAGGAGCAGUGGGAGCUUCCCUGGAAACCCUUGGAGUCACACAGAGCUGCAGAAUUUCUCCUCUCACAAGUGUGGAUGCUGUCCCAGGGCUUCCUUUGGCUCUGAUUAAGGUCAGCAGCCAAAAUGGGGUCUGAAUUCCAGAAGCAGUGGAAGGCCAUGAGGUUUAGCCAGACAGUGUGUUUCAACACAAAACGGAACUGGCCUUCUUUAUUUUCACAUGUGCACAGCCAAUAGAUGUUGCCCUGCUGGGUCUGGGACUUCACAUGGAGCGAUUUCCUGAGCUUCCUGCCAAAGGCAGUCCGAGUCCGCAGAGCCUGGUUUGAUUUUUGCUCUUCUAGCCUAGAGCUGGCUGCAUUGUUUGGGGAGUUGGAUCCACAGAGUGAGUGUUGUGACACAGUGACUCCGGGACAUUUCUGUUAGUCACUCCUUUCUUUGUUGUUGUUCUUUAAGUGCAUUUUAAAUUCCUGGGCAUGUAAUGUCUUCAUUAACUCAUCCUGAAAGCAGUGUGCCCUGCACAGUGUGAGCUAUCUGAUGUUUUUUUUCCUAUCCUUAAGCUGUUCUUCAGCCCACAAAGUGAGGGAUAAGGGACUGUUUUGGAAAAAAAGUAGAGCUUCAGUCAUAGCCUGAAGUCCUGUGUUUCAGUUCUGGCCUUCCGUUGGCUACUGUUUCAGCCCCUUUUUUCCUGCAACGCUCAGACAACUUAAUUUGUUAAAAACGUCCCCAGCCUCUUCCAGGCCUAGGAUGUAAUGAUGCCUCACAUUUUGUGAGAAUAAGCAGGGAUCCAAAGACAGGAGCGUAGCACUCUUACAAAGUGCUAACUAGAAAGCAGUGGCCAAAGAUGCCCACCCCCAUGUGGAUUUGGUUUGAAUGCAGCAGUGCAGAGGUGCACAGCCUGGCCUGUCUGUGGAGCUGACUCCUGCACUGAGAGGCUGAAGGCAUGGGGUGGUGACAUUGCUUCCUGCUGCUCUGCUUGGGGACACUUCCAGAGGCAGUGGUUCUUACUGGAGCAGCUCCAUAGCUGUCUCUUGUUGCAUCCUUGCUGGUGCAGGGCCACAAAAAUGAUCUGACGGAUGAAACACCUCCCUGUGAGAACAGGCUGAGGUCUGGGGCUGUGCAGCAUGGAGAAGGGAAGGCUCCAGGGACACCUGAGAGCGGGCUGUCAGUAUCCAGAGGGGUUGUAAGAAGGAAGGGGACAGACUCUUGAGCAGGGUCUGUGUUGACAGGACAAGGGGAAGCGGUUUCAAACUAGGAGAGCGGAGAUUUAGAGUGGAUGUAAGGAAGUUUUUUCACAAUAAGGGUAAUGAGGCACUGGAACAGGUUGCCUGGAGAGGAGAUGGUGCCCCAUCCCAGGAGACACUGCAGGUCAGACUGGACAGGCUCUGAGCACCUGGUGGAGCUGUCAGUGUCCCUGUUCAGUGCAGGAAGUUGGACUGGAUGGCCUUUAAAGGUCCCUUCCAACUCAACUGAUUGUAUGAUUCUGUGUUCAAUGCAUGUCCCCCCCCUUUCCCAAGCUCACCGGCUGUACCCAUGGCAGCAGAUCUGAGGGAGCUCCUGCUGCCUGCAGCCUCUGCAUUCCUUUAGCCGUUGCUGGCUGCCUGCUGCCUCUGUUGCUUCUUGCUAGGAAAAGUGGAAGAUCCUUGUUCCAGCUGUUCUGCAGUGUAAAGAAGAAUUACUACAUGGGAAAGGCACUGACUUACUGCUACGCUGAUGCCAAAUGGUGCAGUUCAGCUGGGGCAAUUGAUGCAUGAUCCUCUUCUGGAGAGUCCAUCUGGGUCCAAAGUGCUGGCUGAGCCCUGCGUGUGCUUAGUGAGUGACUGGGUGAGUGCUGGCCUUGACUGGAGCAAAUUUCUCUUAUGUUUCUCCUGAUUUGUACAGACCAGAAAGUGCACUGGAAAAACGGUGCUAUAAAUCACUGUCAGAAAAGCAGCUCUUGGCUUAGCUCCUGGUAAGCAGGUGGAUAUUAGUGCUGCUGUCUGUGCUGAUGCAAGCAUGCCAUAGGGAUCCCCACACCGACAGCGGCAGCACAGUGUCCUGCUAAUGAGCAUUGCAGAGUAAUUAGGGGCACAAGGGCAGCCGCUUGACAUGGCUGGUACAGAUGCCAGCUGUCACAAAGCUCGACAUCAGUGGGACCUCUGAGCUAAGAGCAGAUCGGUAGCUGCUCAGCUGCUGGUACUGCUCUGGUUUAAGCUAACACAGGUCCACAUCCGUACACUGCAGCCAUGUCCCUGUUUGCAUGGAGGCCAUGCUGCAGUGGUUUAGUGCUGAGAGUGAGGGCAUCUUGGGGAGCAGGGCAGGGCAGAGCACUGAGCCCCUCGGUUCAAGGCUGCUGACAGCGCAUUGCCGCCGUGUUUUCUCUCGUAGCUUAUAAAUAGUUUUUGUCAUUUGCCCUUCCCCCUUCCUAUCCUUUUGGCUUCUCACACAAUUACAGUCUGAGCCUGUGUGACUGUAUGAAAGGCAUUUCCUCCUGCUACUUUUUUUUUUUUUUUUUUUUGAAGUCGGCUUCAGCCCACCAGCUGCUUUCCAUUAGUGUUACACACACACUCGCCGGGAGGGCAGCACAUAUUGCUUCAGGCGCUGCUGAACAGCAGAAAUCCUUCAGAAUCAGUCAGACAGAGGCUUCUCAAAGCAGACUAUAGGUACAGUGAGUUCAGCCUGCUGGGAGCUGUCUUCUGGCAAGCCUUCGCUGGGAAGCUGAGUGACUAUAUCAUGGCUACGGGGCCAACAGAUGUCAUACAGUCACCUGAACCAGGGGAGACAGCCGAAGAGUACACAGGAAAGAAAAAAUCCAGAUUUCAGACUUUCAAGAACUUCUUUGCCAAGAAGAAAAGGAAAGAACCUUCACCUCCCAAGGGGGAGGGUAACUUAAAACCUAGCCAGUCCAUCAGGGAUGUCAGCAUCUACGUGCUCGAUGCUAACACACUUCAUUCACCGAAGGAGGCUGGGCCCAAAGGAAACAUGGGAAACAAAGCCUUGUCCCAUGACAGUGUCUUCAUUUUUGAGUCUGCAUCAGGAAGUGCAGCAGGUGACACGUCAUCUCAGGAAUGCAUACCUGGAAGAGUGAAAACUUUGCAGCUUCAGCUGCAGCAAAACAUCAGGCUUGGAUCUCCUCCACUUGUUAUCACUGGAAAGAAAACGGAAGAUGCGGGCACAGUUUCGGAGGAUGAUGGAUUACCUCGAAGCCCUCCUGACAUUUCAACCCUUCAUGAAGUUCUGACCGAUUCACCAAGCAAGUCCUCCAACCCUGUUCAACGUCAUAGCUCUUUGAGUUUAGGUGGGACAGACAGUGAAGAUGAACAGAUACUUUCUGGAGCUUCCUCCAGGCCCAUCAGUCCUUCAGCCUCUGCUGCUCUGGGGGCUGCAGGCUCACGGGGCAGCAGCUCCCUUCCCAUUGACUUUACCAUCCCUGCCAGCCCCCUGGGCUGCCUGGACACCUCUGCUGCCCGGCACCGCAUUGCCAUCAACCCCCGGAGACAGAAGGGCUUUACCAGCAAGAGCCAGCAAAGCCAGGUGGAACACACAGAAAAAGAAACAUGUUUUUGUGGAACUCCAGAAAAGAAGGGAAAUCCAACAGAAUUACUUGAGAGUGACCAGCAUAAAAGCGAUUGGGAAGGCUUAUCAGCCCAUGUGGAAUGUGGUGCAGAGGCAGGUGGUUCUAAGGAGACACCAAGUGUACAAUGUCCUGCUGAUGCUGACCCUGACUCCUACAGUUCCAGACUUGUGGCAGAAGACCCUUGUACUCUGCUGCAAGAAGAUGCAUGCCUUCCAGAUGUGGACCAUCACUGUAAUGCAGCCACAUCCCUUCUGAGACCUGAGUCUCCUCCAGUGAGCCUGGGGGAACAGCACAGUGCUGCGGUGCCACACAGUUCAGAUGACACUUCUGGGGAACUGAAAUUACAUCAGCAAAAUACCAAUAUGGAAGUAUCUGCACUUCCAAAAUCUCAACAAAUUGAAGCAGGAGCUGUUGUGCUUCCAGGUGCACUAGCAGCUAACUCGUUUGGCAGUGGCACUGAAAUGGAGAGUAUAACUGUAUUGACAUAUGUUGCACAAAACUGCCCAGCAAAAUCUGUGGACCAAAAUGUCAAAGACGAGGAAAAGGUGGGUACACUAUUUAUUGGCAAAGUAGAAGCUUCUCUGGGUACUAAUGAGAGCUGUUCCAACCAGUCUGUCUUAGAUACCGCUCUGAGCACUUCACAGGUUACAGUAGCUGAUUCACAGUCUUCUGACGUCAAGACAGUGGAUGUUUUGAAGCCUGAGAGCAGCUCAGCAACAAGAAAUGACAACGAAACUUGUGAAAAAAUGGAAUUUCAGCCAUCCGAAGGCAGUGCAGGAAAAAAAAUAGACACUGCUGCGUCUGCGCUAGAAGCAGGUUGCGUGCUACCUCCCAGCAAAUUGGAAGUAUGCUUUACAGCAGAAAUACCUUGUCCCGUUUCAAAGGAUAACCAUGUCAGUCAGCAAACCUGCACAUCGCAUGCUUCUGAAAAGCUUUCCAUUGAAAGUCUGGCCUCUUCAAGUUUGGCUGGACUGACAUGUCAUGUCACUUCUAACGAUGACUGUAAGGAGUACCAAGUAAGCAGUACAGCUUCUCACAGGAAACCAGAGAAAGACAGUCAGUCCUCAGAAGAAAAUACACAAAGUGUGCUAAAAACUGCUGCUGCGAAGCCAGUGAGGUUUACCAUUGCACCUGCAUGGCAAAGAUCUCUCUCAGGGGGUUCAAAUUCAAAGGAAGAUUCCUAUAGCAGAAGUUCCCCAACCUCCCCUAUAAGACCAGAGUUGUUUGAAGGAAUAACAAAAGAACAUGCAGUCAUCCAGGAUUCUAUGAAAAACAACUCCAACAGAUUUGAUUGUAGGGACAGUGAUUUGCUUUUGAAUUCUUCUCUGGAGUGGGCUGACCGGGAGGCAAAAAAUGUUGAAAAUCCUUUUGGGGUCAAAUUAAGGAGAACAUCUUCUUUACUGAAGUACCAGAGUGAAAGCCGUGCUGAGUCUCCAAAGCUGCUCCCCUCAGGUGCUCCCACUGCUUCUGCUGCAGUCAAGGAGGAUCAGAAGCCAGCGGGCGCUGCGAAGCCACCUCCAAGCCUUCCUGCCAGCACAACAUCAUUCUUAAAACAAGCCGAUGUAGAAGACAAAAGUCCUCCCAAGACAAGAUCAGAAGAAGGGACAAAGAAGCAAAAUGGUACUAAACCUUCAGAAAAAGUAUUUUCUCUACAUUUGGAAACUGCUUCCUCUGAGCCGGCUUGGAUCUCCAUGGCAAAACUAAAACAGAAGGGUUUCCAGGACCACCCUCUUGCCAAAGAACAGAAGGCUGAAGAGCAAACCUCGAGCAAAGUUGAUCACGAGGAGCAAGUCAUCUGUGGUAGUGAGAACCUACAGAAGAACAUGCCUUCCAGCUUGAGGACUCAGGAGAAGAAACCACAAAUGAAGACCAGUGUGUGUGCUGCAGCAGGUAAAGUUGGACCUAUUGCUCAGGAAGCAUCUGUGAUUCCUGCUGUUGAAAAGGAAACAAGACACUCUUCUAACCUGCCAGUGACACCGUGCAGUCCUGCUGAACCACCCUGGCUAUCCCUGGCCAAGAAGAAAGCCAAAGCAUGGAGUGAAAUGCCCCAGAUUGUACAAUAGCAAAUGACAUGGACAUCCUUUGUACCGUCUAUAGCUGCAUUAACUCCAUUUAAAUCCUUCUUCACUGUGAUCAUUUUUUUGAGAAAUUAGAGCCUUAGAACUUUUGCUCAGACUGCUGUAUGUAAAUAUACAGUGAAGAAAUGCCAUCUGGGGCUCAAUUUUGAAGUAUUAGCAAGCAGAGCAUUUUCUACUACCAACUACUAGGAAAACUUGAUCAUUAUGUCAUACACUUACGUAUUUGACUAAAAGACACUGAUGUUCUAAGAAGACGUGCUUCAGGCUUUUGAAAUGUUUCCCUUGCUAAAUAUGUUUUUAAAGUUUCCAUGAACGAUGUAGUGUUUUGUGCAAUGUGGUUUUGGCUAAGGAAUUAAUGUAUGCUAUAAAAUAGAUAUGAUGCUGUACACUGAUGCAUCAUUGUGACUCAUGGGCAUUGAUGUCAUCACACUUGUGUGUAAUGGUCUGCAUUUGCUUCUGAUUGCUAAUGGACCUAUUUUGUGAUAGCUGCAGGAUCCAAACAGCACUGUGAGUUGGAGUAAUUUUGCCUUUUUGGAUAAUUUGAAAUCACAGUGCUGUAGGUCUUGUGCUUUGCUCAGUGAUGCCAGGUGGGAUGACCCAGAGACACAUGCCUCCUUUUCUCUGCCACAUCCUAGAAAGCCAUCGUGCUCUAGCAUCCUCUCUGUUUUUGGCUGUCUGUUUGGAAAUCUGGAAUAAUCUACCAAAAAACCCCCAAAACAAAUCAAACCCCCAAAAAACUUCCUUUAAUUAUGGCAAAGAGUAAUUUCUUUUUUGUGAGAUUCAUCAGCAAAACCUCUCUCUUAAAGAGUGGCAGCGGAUGGAAACUUGUUGCUACCUGGAAAUUCACAGCAUAUGUUCAACAAAGGCCACUCCAUUUUUCACAUUCUUGUGUGAUAAAGUGGCUACUUUCCCCCAUGUGUCAUCUAUCCUUAACUGGUAACCCAACAUCAGUCUAAAAAUGCCAUCAUUGAAGGGAGCAGACUAUUGAAAGAAAAGCUUUAUAAAAUGAUGUUAGUGGCUUAAAAGCCAACAGCA